Molecule: messenger RNA, 1368 nt
Organism: Rotaria sordida
Lineage: Eukaryota; Metazoa; Rotifera; Eurotatoria; Philodinida; Philodinidae
Source: the annotation of a GenBank genome assembly
AUGGAUGUAUUUCUUCGUGAUCUCAAUCAAGCUUACAGUACCGGCCAACUCACAAUAGAUGACAACUCUCUUAUGCGUUAUCUUGAUUAUGCUGCUAUCGAACAACAAAUACCAAUGACUGCUGCCAGUAUGUUUUGGCGCGAAACUCUUCAAGAUUGUAAAAUCGAUCGUUCGUUAGCAUUGCCAUUUGAUCGAUAUCGUCUUUCUGAUGAACAUCGAACUAAUCGUGGAACAUUGCUCUCUUUUGAUUUUGGUCAGAAUCUUUCACAUGAUUUCAUAACUUAUUCAUCGUCGAAUGGCAUAACACUUGAACAACUGGCACUUGGUAGUUAUUAUGUCUUUUUGUUCAAAUUGACUAAUGGAGAAAGUGAUUUAUGUAUUGGAAUGAACACACAUGGAAGAUAUAAAGAAGAAUUGAUGUCAGCAAUUGGAAUGUUCGUUAAUGCUAUUCCUUUGCGAUGUCAAUUAGAUCCUCAUUGGUCUUUUCCUCACCUACUUGAACAUGUUAAAGAGAUGUUUACAAGUAGUUUAGAGUAUUCUUAUUUUCCUUUUCAAAGAAUCGUAGCUCAACAUCCAAAUGCUACGAAACUUGCAUUUCUUGAGACAUUAUUCGAAUUUCAAUCUUAUUCUUCUAAAAGUAUUAAGAACGAAAUGAUGAUUGGAGAUGCUCGACUUUAUGAAAAGACUUUUUCAAUUAAAAUUGAUCAAGAUGAAAUAAUGAGCAAGUUCGAUUUCAUCCUUAGUAUCCAAUAUGAUUCGGAUACUAAUCAACUCUCAUGCAUAAUCAAUGCAUCACUUGACUUGUUUGAUAGAAAAACAGUUAAUAUCAUCGCACAACGGUUUCACUCAAUGUUAGAACAAUUGUUUAACGUAAUGGAUAUUCCGAAGUAUAAAGCAAUUUAUGAAUUAUCAUUAAUAUUACCAGAUGAAAAAUUAAUUAUGAAAUCAACUAAUAACACAGAAGUAUUAUUUCCUUCUGGAGCUUGUAUUCAUCAUGAAUUCGUGCGUCAAGUGAUUGGUAUGAUGGCAAUUGAAAUGGCUGGCGGUGUUUAUUGUCCAUUAUCACCUGGAGAUCCAGAACAUCGUUUGCAUGCACUUGUAGAACAAACCCAAAGUCGUCUUGUUCUAGUUCAUAACCAUACAAAAACUAUAUUUCUUAAUGAUGUUAUUUCAAUUGACAUAGAUCCAGUAUUGAUGAAUAAAAAUAUCGAAAGUGAUGCCGAUAUUUGUUUGUUGACAAAUGUCGUGGUGGCACCUGAUUAUAUUGCGUAUAUUAUCUUCACAAGCGGCUCAACAGGAACACCUAAAGCGGUUAGUAUUGGAACCUAUAAUGAACUUAUAUAUUAUCAUUAUCUUACUCGUUCAUAG